AUGACAACGGAUAUCCUCGCGAUGCAGUGUAUGCUGGAAUCGAGCAAGCAUACACUGAAUCUCAGUCCAAGCUACCAGCUGCAACGAUUCUCGGAAAUAGAGAAUCUUCCCAUCAUCGAGAGACAAGCACCUGACGACCAGCAAUGUGAAAACGUCUUCAGCAGGCAUCGUCGAGACACAGACGUUCGUUACAAAUUACGGCCGUCCACCAGAUUCGACAUUGUCAACGCUCUGGACAGCAGUCUUCCGGGCGCAUUCGCUGCUUUGAUAGAAUUGCAUCAACGCAUUAGAAGGGAACCCAAGAUCACGAAGGCUUAUAUCGAAUUCGUGAAUGAAUAUCUCCGACUGGGACACAUGCGUGAGAUAAACCACCAAGAGGUUCGUAGCUGCAGUGGACCGGUCGAUUACAUCCCACAUUAUGGAAUCUGGCUGAGAGGGGAUCAAGAAUCCAAACUUCGUGGCGUUUUUAACGCCUCGCGCCCCACUUCGACUGGAUACAGUCUUAACGAUGAUCUAUUCACUGGUUCUACACUCCAAACGCAUCCCUGGAGGGUGAUAAUCCGACGGCGCCAAUAUCGUUUUGUUUUUUGUACAGAUGUAAAAAAGAUGUAUCGCAUAAUCAGAAUCGAUGAUCGCGAUGUUGAUCUACAACGGAUAGUUUGGAGCCCGCCUGAGGAGGAGACUGUUCGACAUUUUCAAUUACUGACAAUCACCUACGGGGAAUCAUGCGCACCUUAUCUGUCGCUUCGAGUUAUUCAGCAGUUGUGCUUUGAUGAAGGUAAAGAUUAUCCAGAAACAGUAGAUACUUUGAUGAAAGACAGGUACGUCGAUGACAUUUUGUCCGAAGCAUACAGCAUCGAGUCGGACCUUCAUCUUCGAGAUCAACGUAGAUACUUAUUGACUGCCGGAGGGUUUCAAUCACGCAAGUGGAUCACCAAAAAUCAACAUCUAUUACAGACUGCGGUUGUAUAUGUACGAGUGCUGUCCAAAGAUGAUCACGUAUGCACAGUGCUGCUUGCCGCCAAAACAAAAUUAAACUCCAUCAAAAGCUUACAGCCUUCCAUCAGGGCGGAGCCCAGGAUGAUGAUUCUACCGCUCGAGUUGCAGGCUGCCUUACUUGCUAGUAAACUGCUUUGCACCAUUGCUAAUGAUCUAUGCAUUCCUUCAGGUAAUUGUUAUGCCUUGUGUGACGCUCAGAUCGUGCUUCAUUGGCUUGACUCCAGUAUACCAGUUGGCAAUUCCUUGACCGACGAUUACAUCAGCUACAUUCAAGAAAUCAUAACAUAG
Molecule: messenger RNA, 1287 nt
Organism: Belonocnema kinseyi
Lineage: Eukaryota; Metazoa; Arthropoda; Insecta; Hymenoptera; Cynipidae
Exons: 2
Coding region: 1-1287 (428 amino acids)
Source: RefSeq, a predicted model, not a curated record